Molecule: messenger RNA, 1835 nt
Organism: Carica papaya (papaya)
Lineage: Eukaryota; Viridiplantae; Streptophyta; Magnoliopsida; Brassicales; Caricaceae
Product: Octicosapeptide/Phox/Bem1p family protein
Molecular function (GO): protein binding
Source: RefSeq, a predicted model, not a curated record
CUUCUAACGAAUAUAACCAAAAACAAACAAAGAGCACCCACUUCCUGACCCAAAAAACGAAACAGAUACACAGAAGAGAGAGAAGGGAGAGGGGGAGGGGAGAGAGCUUUUAAAUUUUCGGAAUGGAGAAACACUCGUAUAAUUCCUAUCCAGACUCGGCAGAUUCAUCACCGCGUUCUCGCGAGAUCGAUUUUGAUACUCCUCCACCAUGGGAGGAACAGUCACAGCAGCAGCAGCAGCAGCAAUCACAGAACUACAAGGCUAAGUUUAUGUGCAGUUAUGGUGGUAAGAUCCAGCCUCGUCCACAUGAUAACCAGCUUGCCUACGUCGGCGGCGAGACUAAGAUUCUUGCCGUUGACCGAUCGAUUAAGCUCCCCGUCAUGAUCUCCAAGCUCGCUUCUCUCUGCGGUGACCCUGAUGUCUCCUUCAAGUACCAGCUUCCCGGCGAGGACCUCGACGCUUUGAUCUCUGUCACCAACGAAGACGAUCUCGAGCACUUGAUGCAUGAAUAUGAUCGUCUCUACCGUGCUUCCGCCAAGCCUGCCAGGAUGCGCCUCUUUCUCUUCCCUGUUUCUUCCACAGGUAGCUUCGGAUCCGAGGGCUCCAGAUCCGAGCGGGACCGGUUCGUUGAGGCUUUGAAUUUAGGUCCUGCACAAGCUAUAGCUGAAAAGCCAGCCGUCAGCAAUCCGCAUAAUGUUGACUUCUUGUUUGGAUUGGAGAAAGGAAUGGUGCCGCCUCCUGUGAAAGUUCGUGACUCGAUUCCAGAGCCGGUAGCCACGCCGCCCCCUGCUCCCCUGCCUCAGCCGGAGGUACCAGUCGGUUUAGCGCCUGAUGAUCGCGUCAUCGGAUCGGAUCACGGUUUGAAUCCGGUGGAGAUUCAGAGGCAGUUGCAUGAAUUACAGAGGCUGCAGAUUAGGGAGCAAGAACAGCAGAUCAUGUACGGGAGAAAGGUUGAUGACAAUUUAGUGGGAGGACCUUACGCCGAAGCCGGAGGAUACUACGCUCAGAAGUUGCCGGAGAAAUCGUCACCGGUAGCAUUACCAGUAAACAUUCAACAGCACCUGCAGCACUCGGCUGGAUUCUGGACAGACAAGCAAAUUCCUGCGGGAGGUUUCCCGGCGACGAUGACUGGAGCACCAGGACCACCGGAGCAGCAGGUUUUCAUGAUACCAGGUCCAGCUCCGGGAACCGUCUACCACGCACCAGCACCGGCGGCAAUGGUGCGACCUGUUACCGCGCCAGCUGGUCAAGGCUACUACCCCAACAUGCAGAGAAUGGCAGCUGAUGUAUACAGGGAGCAACAAGUAUACAACAUAGUGGCGCAGCAACCAACGCAGACACAGACAGCUCCGCCUCUAUCAGCGGCGGGGCAACAUACUGUUCAGGGGCAGGUUCCGAUGGGGAUGGUGCGGCAAGCUGGUGGGAGCGGCGGCGCAGUAGGCGUGACAGAUGGUGGGUACGCGGCUAUGGCGUACGAGGGUGGAGUUGGGAGACAGGUGUACUACACCGCAGGAGGGGGUGUUGUGGUAUCGCCCCAGUACCAGGGAGUUGGUACGGCCGUUACGGGUGAAAUGAGACCGGUGGGUGGAGGCUUGAGUCAAGAGACGAAAGUGGUGGCCAAAGUUUCUCAGGCUUCAGUUUGAGUGUUGAAAAAAGUCAAGGUAUAUGAAUAUAUUAUAUAUUAUAUAGUUUAUAUCCCAUAUUUACCUACAAAUAUAUAUAUUUGUUAUAAUUGAAUUUUGUAAGUUUUGAAGUUUUAAUUUCUUGUGAAUUUUACUUGUUCGUUCUCCGUACACUGUGCUGGUGGAAAUGAAACGAAUUUAUGAUUGAAUUAA